CCUUCUUAUAUGCCUCAGCCUGCAGCCUCUGUCAAGACAAAGCUCCAUAUUCCCAUUGGGUAGUCAUUCUUGAAAUCUUUCUAAAAAGACUAAGAAAGAUGGCUCUCAAAGCUGUUCACGUCUCUGAUGUGCCUAAUCUUGAUCAAGUCCCAGAAAAUGCAGCAUGUUCCCUCUGUACCACCCGCUUCACCAAUAAAAGUGUGAAUGAUCAUGAAGGUGACCAUGAUGGCACAGAACAACUUCCAUUUAAAUUCCCAAAAUUUGUGGUGAUGGGACACAGAGGUAGUGGAAUGAACAUGCCGCAAUGUUCUGAUAUAAGAAUGAAAUCCAUUAAAGAGAACUCAAUCCUCUCAUUUAAUGCUGCCGCAAAAUUGCCUGUGGAUUUCAUUGAAUUUGACGUUCAGGUGACCAAAGAUGACUGUCCAGUCAUUUUUCACGACAACUUCAUCCUCACUGAAGACCAGGGUGCCAUUGUUGGGAAAAGAGUUACAGAAAUCACUUUAGCUGAAUUUCUCUCCUAUGGACCACAGAAGGAGCCUGGAAACGUCGCAAAGCCUUUAUUUAGGAAAACAAAAGAUGGGAGAAUUUUUGAAUGGAAAGUUGAAGAAGAUGAUCCUCUUUGUACACUGCAAGAGGUCUUCCAGAAAGUUGACGGUUCAAUAGGCUUCAAUAUUGAAUUGAAGUUUGAUGAUCAAACCAUCUACAAGCAGGAAGAAUUCGCACACAUUCUUCAAGUAAUCUUGAAGGUGGUGUUUGAGCAUGCCAAGGACAGACCUAUCAUGUUCUCUAGCUUUCAACCUGAUGCAGCUCAGUUGAUGAGAAAAUUGCAGAGAAAAUAUCCUGUCUUCUUCCUGACUAAUGGGGGAUCCGAAAUUUACACGGACAUAAGAAGGAACUCCUUGGAUGAGGCCAUCAAGGUUUGCAUGGAGGGUGGCCUGCAAGGAAUUGUAUCUGAAGUCAAGGCUAUCUUUAGAAAUCCAGAAGCAGUGACAAGAGUUAAAGAGUCUAAGCUUUCCCUCAUUAGUUAUGGCCUAUUGAACUGUGCAUUUCGCAGUAAUGUGCCCGAGGUGGUGUGCGUGCAGCAUUUGAUGGGUGUUGAAGGGGUGAUUGUUGACCUUGUUCGAGAGAUUACAGAGGCAGUCCCACAUUUCACUGACCCAGCAAAGGUAGGUGAAGAAUUGAGAUUGUUUGGCAAGGAAGGGAAGAUGAAAUUUGAAGCUCUAAUACCUGCUGAACUCUCAAUAGACAAUCUCAUUUGUCCAGUGACUCUAUAAUCCUGCCAAGGAAUAUCUGAUUAAAUUUGCAACCUUGGACAGUUUAUGAGUUAACAUGCUGGGAUAAAGUGAGCAAGAGGGUUGAGAAUCGGUUGCAUGUACAAAGGUUUUAUUAUAAUCAUUGAUUAUGAUAGAUUUUAUAUAGAUGUUGUGGUUAUAAUACAACUACUGUAUAUAAAACGAUUGUAUUCUAAAUCUUUACUAUUAGUGUGGAACACUCUUGUUGCUUGAGGUUGUCUCCAGUGUACUAUCUUCCUAGAAGCACUUUGCUUCGUGUACAUGAAAUGUGGGUAUUGAAUAUAAUGCUAUGUUAUUGUCAA
Messenger RNA from Hevea brasiliensis (rubber tree), 1594 nucleotides. RefSeq names its product glycerophosphodiester phosphodiesterase GDPD3. The coding region runs from base 99 to 1274 and encodes 391 amino acids. The transcript has 8 exons. The record is from RefSeq and is a predicted model, not a curated record. Gene Ontology annotation, biological process: glycerophospholipid catabolic process. Gene Ontology annotation, molecular function: phosphoric diester hydrolase activity. Lineage: Eukaryota; Viridiplantae; Streptophyta; Magnoliopsida; Malpighiales; Euphorbiaceae.